CCGCCCAUUCUGGCAGGCUUCGCAGCCAUAGGUUCGUGCAGCACCGCUGCCGAGCCAUUGGUUCGUCUUUAAUGCACUGCAUGAACCGAUGGCCGUGCAGUUAUACUGCGUGAUUGAAAAAGGCUUCAAUUCAGGAGAAAAAAGGACUUUUUCCCAUAGCGUCUUUAGCAAGGCGCAGUACUCGUUCCCGUAUCUCAGGGAGCUGAGGUUAGGUUCGUAACCGAGUACGUUAUUUUUGAUUAAUUCUAGGAACUCGAAUUACAUUCAUCAAAAUGACUCGAUUAGAUUCGUUCCAGUAGGCCCACCAGGUGGCGCCCAGUGAGUGUCUUUGAAUCAUUUACUGAUUUAUUCAAAAACACUUUAUUGUACACAGCCAUAACAGCACUGCAAAUUCUAGAAGCAUGACAGCUAUCCGAACAUACUUAACUGAACAUAAAAAUCGCGACUUUGGAACAAGAGGAAAGCGAUCACUUGAGCACAAUUUAAGGCAAUGAAAGAGGUGAAGACAAAAUCUACUCAUUUUAAACAAUGCUUCAUUGCAGAAGUUGAGGCUUUUCCAAGUUACUGUAUAACCUAUUGUGUGCUUACUACUAGGCAUAUAUUUAUUUGAAUAGGAAAUGUCAGUACAACACGUCAUUGAUUCUAUUAAUCAUAAAAGUGUAAAUUACUUAAUAUUUGCUGUAUAUUACCCAGUGUAACUCUGUUUGUCAUCAUCAACAAGCUGCUUGUUAUAGUUAUAGUUUCUAGGGUAGAUCAUAUAUGUAAUAUGUUGAUGUAUGUUAAAGAGCAGCAACUCUAAGAAUGAGGAUGCAUACGCGUGGUUUUUUUCUUUCUUUCUUCUUCUUAAUGCUGGAAUGUUGUGCACGUCACCAUGACCAGUAUAAACAUUGUCAUUAUGCUAAACCUGUCUGGGGUUUUUAUCUAGUACUUUUUAGUUCCCUUUUUUUUCUUUUUUUUUGACAGACAGUUUGACAGCAAAAAAAUAAAUAAAUAAAAAAAUCCCUGGCAAUAGCUGACAUAAGCAGAUUUUGCAUUUUAACACCAUCAUACCUUAGAAAAAGCAGAUUAUAAUCAGCAAAGGACGUAAAUGCUAUGUUUGCAUGUGACAUGUAAUUUCCCAUAAACCUUAGAAUCCCUCUUUCAUUUCCUUUUUUCGUCCUGGACUUUGUACCUGUUCACGGCUUGUUUCAUUUGUUUUAGAUAGGAAGAACUUGCUUGACUCACACAAGAUGAGUGGAUGGGUCUAUGUUUUGGUAGCUACAUUGUGAUUUUCUUUGUAAAUAAAAUCUCUCUAUUCCUUUAGUGGAAAUGGUAAUCUGAGCAACACAACUGUAAUCUAAGUAAACCAAUCCCCUAGUGAAAAUAAACAGUUUGUAAUGUCAGGCAUCUUAAAGUAUGUUUAAAAUGCUGUGUGCUUCUUUUUAUUUAAGGGGAAAUCCACACCUGAUCUGUGUGUGUUGUCGGGAAAACCUCUCCUUGACUUUCAGGUUUCCUCGCACACCUUUGGGUGUGAAGGGGGCGGAGAUUUAUCUGAACUCCCCUUUACAUUCUCACUGCUUCUCAUUUCUCAUUUCACUUCUGCUGUGUUUUUAUGCUUGCACUGGACUUGUUUCUUUUUAUUGUAGUUAUUUUUAUUUAUUUUUUUUAUUUACUUUAAUAAUAUCCUUUGUAUUUAUGUGUUUGGCAAAGAGUCUGAUUUAGGAAAUUCAGCAUGGCUGAGAGUGUUCUAAAUACUCCGGACCUGAAGGAUCUGGAAGAAGAAGAAUUGUGGGAUCUUAUCAAUGAUAACCGUCAUGCUAUCUCUCUUGGUGUCCGACCCUGUGUUCUCAUCCCUUACCUGCGACAGGCACGGGUCCUCACAGACUUGGAUGAGGAUGAGAUUCUCACCUGUUUCAAUUUUACCAACCGUGGCAUGAAGACAAGUCACAUGAUUGACUUGUUACGUGUACAGGGUCAUAAUGGUGCAAUGGCUCUGCUUGAAAGUCUGAUGAUUCAUUACCCUGCUCUCUACACACGGAUCACCGGCCGCCAGCCCAGCAUUGAGCCUUCAGGCUUCAGCGGCCUGAUAAAUUACAAUGAGUUGACAGAGUACCUGGUUCGUGCAGUGAGCAGUAUGCAGACAGAGCUACAAGUGGCACGGCACGAAGCUUCGCGGCUGCAAGGCAGAUGUUGUCAGCUGGAGGGGAAACUAGAACAGACCCAACAAAAUAAUGAAGAGCUCAGCCAGAUGCAGGGAGAGCAUGCACGACUGCGCAGUCACCUGGAUGGUUUAAACAGGGAACUGCUGAAACUGAAGGAUGAGAAGUGUGAUCUCUAUGUCAGAUAUACGACAGCUCUUGAGGAGAAGUCUGCAACUAUUGUACGCAACAGAGACCUGCAACUGGAGAUUUCCCAGCUGCAGCAUGAGUUAAAAAAGGCAAGGAAAGAGACAGACUUUGAGAGGCAGCGUUCCUUGAAGAAUCCCACUGACACACAGAAGCUCAAAGAUGAGCUCAACGCUGUCCGCGCAAAGUUACUGGAGACUGAGACGUUGUUCCCAGUACAGCAGGAUAUCCUGGCCCAUGAUUUAAAGGAGGUCGAGAACAGACGUUCAGAACUUGCUGAGGAAGUCAGCAGGCUGAGUGAGGAGAAUAUACGACUCCAGCAAGAGAAAGAGGAGCUCCUAGAAGAGAAGGACUGUUUAGCCCUGGAGGUGGAGAAGUUGACUGUGGACUGUGAGAUGUAUCAGCACAGGAGUACCCUUUUCCAUAGUCAGCUAGAAGAGGUGCAGGCAGAGAGAGACAGGGCAUAUUUGUCCCGAGAUGAGGCCCAGGCUCAGAUUGCACGUAGUCUCGCAGAGAAGGACGUGCAGAGAGGCCAACUCAUGGAGCUACAGGCGAGAGUUUUCGCCAUGAAAGCCUGUAGCAAGCAAAGAGAAAGAAGAGAAAAAUCCAGGGACAGGAAGUUCAGUUGCGAUAGCAGCAGAGGUUCAUGCAGUGAGUUCCCUCCAUCCAGUCCCCAACCCAGAAGACAGCUAUGCCGCUUGAAUGCAAUUCUUCCUGAGAGUUUUAACUCUUUUGAUGCCUGUGAGUUCAAUGAUGAAGCAAUCUGCAGUAUCAGUUCCAAUCAAGUGGAGCCCCCCUGUUCCGAAUCUCUCCGCAGACGAGGCUUUGCCUCCAGAAGUGACGUGGAAGACAUUUACAGCAGUCAGGAUUCUCUCAGCUUUGACCAUGAUUAUGUUUUCAUUUCUAAAGGAGAUAGUUUUGAUGAGCCAAAAUCACCCGCACAAAUUCGCUGUUCUGCUAGCAGAAGGAGCCCUAAUGACAGUGUCUCAAGAGCAUCAGCCCCACCCUUCCUAAUGCGCUGCAGACCUCAGGCUCUGCGUAUCACUGGUCGCGUACUCACUGUGUUUUUCCAGGGAGAAAUGCUGUUGAAUCAAAUACAGGUCAGGGGUAAUAAGACCGGUGUGUUUGUGCAUCAUGUGACCGAAGGAUCAUCUGCUCAAAGCACUGGCAUCAGUCCUGGAUCUCAGAUACUUCAGCUGAAGUAUGAGCGGGAGCAGAGAGCUGUACAAAUGGUUUUAGAAGACACCACUAUGGAAGAGGCCCUGUGGGCCCUGGGGCAAGUCCAGGGACCAUGCAACAUUACACUGAGACCCAGCCAAGAUGCUUAUGAGAACCUGCUGCAGCAGCUAAAGAACGGCGAGGUGAUGUCGGGUGAUUCCUUCUACAUCCGUGUAAACAUGACAAUACCAGGGGACACAGCUGGAACUCUCGCAGUCAAGUGUAACGACAUUGUCCAUGUGACAGACACUCACCAUUCCGAUGAUGGCUCCUGGUGGGCCAGUCACUUGCACCCUUGUCACUUGGAAGAUCUCAAGAGCGGGGCUCUGCCCAACUACUACAGAGCACAGAGGCUCUUAAUCAGGGCUCUAGAGGAUAUGACCUACCCUCGCAAAGCACAAAGAAAGGAGAAAACUUUAGCUCAUGAGAAGCAGAGAGCAGCGAGGAUCGUCAUCACUGGUCGGCAAAGCAGAAACCCACUGUGGGUCAGUGUGGAGGAUGACAACAACACAGUACAGGACAGUGAUGGCUGUGUGCCCAGCAGAUGUGUGACUCUUAUGCCCUACACCCUGGUCUCACCUCGUUUCCCACCCAUCUGCCGACCAGUCCUCCUUCUUCCCACAUUGCUUGGCCGUGUCUUGCACAAACGGUUGGCAGAACAGCAAGGUUAUCAGCUCUGUGAGCCAGAGUUGCUGAUGGCAAGUGAGCAUGCCAUUCAAAUGCAGAAGGGGGAGAUUCUUGAAGAGUGUGACUCAAAAACACACCUUUGCUAUACGUUGCAGGGAGUGGAGAAGAUCAUGAAGCGGGGCACUCACUGUGUGUUACCCCUGGGUUUGGACUGUGUACGUCGUCUCCACCGUGCCGAAAUCUUCCCCAUCAUCAUCUACAUCAUGUCAACAGAGAGGAGUCUCCGCAGAUUGAGACACAAACUACGGCAGAAUGUUUUGACUGAGCUGCAGGUGCUGGAGUGUUCCUGCAGCGAGGAGCCCCUUCUGGAUAAACUGCCCUGCCUUUACCAGAGCAUUCCACCAGAGAGCUGGCAUGACAGCACCACCCUAAUUGACACCCUGAAAACAGUGGUGUCAGAGGAGCAGCAAAAGAUUGUGUGGGUUGAGUCAGAUACCUGGUGAAAGAGUAAUGGGAAUGAGAAUGUAAAUUCAAAAUUAAGAGUAUUAAGGCAAGUUUAUACUUCUGCAUCGAACCUACAUUGUAGACACGGUUUAGUUAUGCUCUUUAUGAUGUAGCCUGAUGUGCACCUCUCCAGAAAUGCUAUGAUAGGUCUUCUUUAUAACCAAAGACCUUCCCCCAGGCUGAUUGAAAGAAAAUCUGCUGUAGUUUCACAUCCAUUGGGAAUGAAUAAUAGAGCAUGAUUGCUUGAAGCUUCUGAUGAAAGCAGUGAGGCUGAUUACACAAACAGCAGGCUGGACAGAGAUGAUCAUAAACCAUAAAUGAAUUUAAUGAUCCAAAACGUCCAUAUUCACACAACAUUGUUUGUCCAUACAACAAUAUUGAUCAUAACAUGAUUAAAAGAGAAUUCCACUAAACAUUUAUGAACCAAUGCACAGAGGUCCAAAGAGGAAAUAAUAAUGGGCCUUUUAGAUAAAGGUAAACUAAAAAGCACAUUCUGUGCAUUUAAAGCAAAAGAAAAAAAAAAUGGAGGUCUGCUACAAAGCUAAAAAGUUGUACACUACCGCUCAAAAGUUUGAGGUCAGUAGAUAUGGAAAGAAUUAUACUUUUAUUCAGUUAACAUGCAUUAAACUGAUGAACAGUUACAGUUACUUACAUUGUUACAAAAAAUUUAUUUCAGACAAAUGCUGUUUUAAACUUUCUAUUUAUCCACUUAGGAAAAAAAGUAUUACUGUUUCCCCUAGAGUAUUAUGCAGGGCAACUGUUUCAAACAUUAAUAAUAAUACGAAAUGUUACUUGAGAAUCAAAUCAACAUAUAAUUUAACAUAUAACAAUAAUUUCUGGAUCAUGUCACACUGAUGGCUGCAGUGCAUGGCUCCUGAAAAUUCUGCUUUGCCAUCACAGGAAUAAUUACAUUUUAAAAUAUAUUAAAACAGACAACUGUUAUUUUAAAUUAUAAUAUUAUUUCAUAAUAAUACUGAUUUUACUGUAUAAUCCAUCCAUUAGAUGUUGAGCAUUUUGAGACUUUUGAAUGAUAGUGUGUAGUAUAUGUAAAAAGUAAUGAUGCAACAUACACAGAUAAGGCAUUUUGUCCUAAGUGCUGACCCCUGAGGGUUCCAUCAGUAUAUGUCUAUCAUUGAAUAUAUAUAUAUAUAAAUAUUAAUGUAUUGCUUAGAAAUGGGUAUACAAGGUGCUUUAUUGGGACUUAUUUGUAAGGUGCAUGCUAUAUUUAUUUAUAACUAUAGUCUGAAUACUCUAUAAUACUUAUCCACUAUUUUGAAUGUUCACAACUGCACAACAGAUUAAUAUUAAAUCAGAUUUUAUUUCACUGACCAUCUGUGUGUAAAACCAUCAGUGGAAUUUGUUUACAAUGAGUCAGCUACCUAAGUUACAUUAAGUUGCAACAACAGAACACAAAAACCAGCUGAUAUUCUACUUAAUAGUGUUGUUUACCACAGGCUCACAAACAGAGGUUUUUGUUCAAGUUAGGGAAAAAUACAAACAAAAAUGAGGAUAUAGAGCAUUUUCCCCUCAAGCCAUAUAUCAAAUCUCAGCUGCUCUGCAUGCAUUCUGCCAGACUAAACUAUGUUAUACAUUGUUUAUUGUUUUUACUCAGGUUCAAAUUACGCAUUGUUUUUGUAAAACAAAAGUCUUUGAAAACUGACAGUUUAAAACUGAGAGCAAGUAACUAUUGUAUAGUGAUUUAUACAUAAUACACAUUACAAUAUUAAUGUUCUCUUUUAUAUUUGUAUAUUCUAUUUCAUUACAAAUUCUGUGACAUGCUUCAACAUUUGUGUACAAUUCUGUUGUAGAGUAUAUCUCUUUAUGUAAACGUUUUUUAAUUUUCUUCUUUGAUGUGUACUGAUCUACACCUAUACAAA
This is a messenger RNA of Onychostoma macrolepis, 6550 nucleotides long. It is a transcript of the gene card14, whose product is annotated as caspase recruitment domain family, member 14. Gene Ontology annotation, molecular function: protein binding. Gene Ontology annotation, biological process: regulation of apoptotic process. The record is from RefSeq and is a predicted model, not a curated record. Lineage: Eukaryota; Metazoa; Chordata; Actinopteri; Cypriniformes; Cyprinidae.